AUGGAUAGCUUCAAUUAUAUUCAUGGAAAAUAUAAAAAAAAUGGGACGGGAGGCGACAGAAGUAUAAAUCCAUCCUCACAUUCAUCGUCUGGCAAGAAUAUCAUUCUUUGUUUUGAUGGAACAAGAGAAAAUUUUGGACCUCAGCCAUUCACUAAUAUUUUAAAAUUGUACAACCUUCUUGAGAACGGUGAUAGUUCUGAACAAAUUUGUUAUUACCAACCUGGAAUUGGUUCAGUUGGAUUUGACGCUGUUGUUGAUGUCAGAAGACGGUUAACUAUUUCUCACUUACAAAAUUUAUUAGAUUCUAUGUUCGCAUUCAGUUUAGACAAUCACAUAUGUUCUGCAUAUCUUUUUUUGAUGAAGUAUUUUGAACCAGGAGAUAGAAUUUAUAUGUUUGGCUUUUCUAGAGGAGCUUUUAUUGCAAGAGUUCUUGCUGGAAUGAUUGAAAGAGUCGGACUUUUGAGUAAAGGUUUGGAAGAAAUGGUUAAAAUGGCAUGGCAAAUCUAUGAAAAAUGGGAAUACGAUUCGCAGCCUAAUGAAUUACAGUACACAAGUACCUUGGCUGAAGAAUUCAAGAAAACAUUCUCUAGGGAUUACGAGGUAAAGAUACAUUUUCAAGGCUUAUUCGAUUCUGUGAACUCAGUUGGAAUAUUAAGGGACAGGUUGUUUCCUUGCACCCAGAGAAGCAAUAUCGUUGAGCAUGUUCGACAUUGCGUAUCCUUGGAUGAAAGACGUGGAAAAUUCAAGCAGUUAUGUUUCACUCCGAUGCCGUACAUUCCGAAACUAUUUUCAUUGACAUAUUGUAAUCAUAUAACUGACCAGUGUUCGCCGGUGCCAACUUCUAAUGCAUUAAUGCGUGAUCUAACCCCGGAAAAUCCUUUGAUAAAAUACACUUUAAAAAGUGGCGCACAUUCUAUUAGUAAUCCUUCUCCACUCAUUCCUGAUAACCCUGGAAGGUUGUUAUCGAGCAAAAGCGAGGAAACUACAGAGUUGCUGUUGGACCUGAACUCAUUCUUAGAAGGUAAUUCAUACGCGAGAGAUACAGAAUGUUCAACAAGAGGAAUUGAAGCCAUUUUCCAACUUCAAUCUAUCCAAGGCAGCGGUACAUCAAGUAGAAUGACUAUGACACCCGACUUGAUUGAAAAAUGGUUUCCAGGUGAUCAUUCUGACGUUGGUGGAGGUUGGGCGCCUGACUGUGAGACAGAAGAGAACUUGUCAAAUUUAACGCUGCGAUGGAUUUUAGCAGAGGCAAUCAAAUUUGGUGUUAAAUUCAAACCUGGUGCAAUACAUGAUUUCGCUACCAAACACACUUCGAUUGGAUCUUUAUUCGCAGACACACAUGAUUACCUUAGUUUCAACUCACCAAAGAAAUGUUCCCUACUAGGAGUGAGUGAUAAUGAGGAUGGAGCCCGAGAGGAUAAAUCUGGCAGAAAUGAGAGAAUGGAAGAUUGUCUAAAAAAUAUAAAAGAGACUAGAUUGAGCUUGAAAGAUGAAAAAGAAAAAGUGAAGGAUGCUUUUACUCUUAAAUGUGGACAUGCAAAUAAAUUUAUGAGAUUGGUGUGGUGGGUAUUGGAACUGCUCCCCAUUGGAAUACGAAUGGAAAAUAAAGAAGGAAAGUGGCAAAAUUUUCAUACACCUAACCUCGGAAGAUCUCGUUAUGUACCCGAAUAUGUCAGUUUACAUUGGUCAGUCUAUUGGAGAAUUAAGUUUGAUCGUAGGUAUAGACCGGACAAUAUGCCGGAAUAUGUAAGGCAAUUGUUCCAAGAUUUGGAAGGUAUUGAUUUAAAAAGUAAUAAAGUUUCAAAUAAAUAUGAUAAGCAAGAUAAUAGCAACGGGAGUGAAAUCAAUGGGGGCUUUUUUGAUAAUGAGGAAGGGCAGGAACUCCACAUGGGUCAAAAAGCAAGUUAUUUUGCAACGACAUACAAUUCAAGAUUAUUUGACAGUAAAUACUCCCAAUUAAAAAAGAAAUUCAUGGACUGGGAUAGUAAUUCCUGGACAGAUAUUCCAGAUGAUUUAAAAAUAUACCUACAGCAAGAUGAAUCGCUUUAG
Saccharomyces cerevisiae S288C is the source of this 2049-nucleotide messenger RNA. RefSeq lists its product as uncharacterized. The transcript has a single exon. Bases 1 to 2049 code for a protein of 682 amino acids. Lineage: Eukaryota; Fungi; Ascomycota; Saccharomycetes; Saccharomycetales; Saccharomycetaceae. The record is from RefSeq and is marked reviewed.